AUGGUAACAAAUUUGUAUCAAUGGGGAAUCAUAUAUGACUCUCAAUCACAAAAACGAAUUAAAUGUCAUGUACCAACAAAAACAACAAUAAAUCAACGAUUAGAAGGAAAUUUAGAACAAGUAACAUGUGGCACAAAUUUUACUGUUGUUCUCGAUUCCAAUCAUCGUGUAUAUGUUGUAGAUGAUGAACCAAAAUAUGGUCGACUUGGUCAAGGUGAUGAUAAAACCAUUGUACCAACAUUAACAUUAAUAAAAGGCCGACUACCUUCAAUUGGUUUUAUUUCAUCUGGACCAUCAACAACUAUUUUAUUAACUACAGAUAAACGAGAAUUAUGGGGUUUUGGAAAAGGUAUAGGUUAUUUACCAAAACAAAUUUUACAAAGUAAACAAACAACAAGUAACGUUCAUUAA
Messenger RNA from Rotaria sp. Silwood1, 411 nucleotides. NCBI's taxonomy places the organism in Eukaryota, Metazoa, Rotifera, Eurotatoria, Philodinida, Philodinidae. The record is from the annotation of a GenBank genome assembly.